CUCGAGGCCUGAGGGUGCCAUACACCAGGCUGUAGUAUCGCCGUGGCUAUAAUCGUUGCGUCCAGGAUCGACCUUUCCUUCUGAACAUGUCCGGACAGCCAUCAUUUCCUCGAGCGAAUGUGCUAGUCAUUGGGGCGAACUCUGUCCAGGCGCUCUUACCCUCGACCCUCAUCUCGCAAGCAGACGCGCUGCUGCAAGCGCACCGCGUCGAGGAGGCCGCCGACCUUGCUGACCAGCAGCGGAUAAAGUUCCAGGCUUUGAUUACAGUUGACGAGCACGAGGCGGCACAACUACGCUACGUCUAUCAGCGACUAGGGUUCCAAUGCUUGACUGAGACACUCUUUGACGAUGCUGGAAAGCAUCUCUUUGCCGGCGAGCUGGACCCUCGCGUCCUCAUCAGCUACUAUCCGGACUUGCGGGGCGACCUAUUCUCGGAGGAAGAUGCCAUUGACGUCUACGCGGGCGUGGCAGAGUAUCUGCCCCAAGAAGAGUCCAUAGACGACAUAAUCGCCGCAAAUUUAGUCCUCAACUACUCCCCGCACCUGUCGCCGAACACGCGCGAGGCGCCGCCCGCCGUUGAACUGAGGGAGAUGCUCAAGAUGACUGCACGGGACAUGCUGGAGGCGUACUUGAGGAAAUGGCGGACAAAGCUGAAAAUGGAGGACCCGAAGCGGGUGCAGUAUUUGCAACCAGUCAUGGCGGCUGUCGACACUGUUCUGGCGAAGCUGUGUGUCGCCCAUUCGAAACCUACGGAUCUUCGAACACUUCUAUCCGAACCGAAUCACAUCGUGCUGACAGAGCUCGAGCCCGCGUUUAUUGAUGCGAGGCAAUUCGACGCCCUCUGCAGGCUCUACUGGCAAUAUGGGCAGGAGCAGAAGCUCAUCUCUGCGUGGGCAAAGCUUGUAGAUGGCGAAUGGAAGGAUGACGAAGUCAAGGACCCAUUAGGGAGUAUGUUUGCGCUGCUCGGUGAGCGGCGAGACAGGACGCUGAUCCAACAAUGGAGCAUCUGGCUCACAAAACGAGAUCCGGAUCGUACAUUGAAGCUCUUGACUUCACUGUCCUCCGGGAAGCGGACAACGGAAGACGACCGAGGUCUCCUCACGCAGCUUCGAGAAGCUGACGCUUCUGCAGGACGAAGGUAUUUGGAGCACCUUGUCCUCCAGAAGCGCAGUCAGGAUGUAGAUCUGCACCGGCAACUCGCCACGAGUUGUGUGGACGAGCUGUUCUCGUGUCUGGCAGAUGAGUCGACGUCAAAGCUAUGGCGUGCCAAAUUGUCUUCCUACACAUCAUCUCGAUCCGACACAUCCUUCCUCUCCUACUUCGCAUCCACCACCCCUGAUUCUCCAUCCACUCGCACACGCCUUAAGACCAUCCUCUUCCUCCAGGGCUCAUCAUUAUACGACCCACGUCCCAUCCGGGAACGCCUCCUCGAGCACGAAAAGCUGCUGCGGUUCGAGAUUGCUAUUGUCCAGGGCAAGCUCGGUGAACACCGCCCUGCCCUCACAUCCCUAGUCCACGACCUCCACGACCCAACAUCGGCUGAGAUCUACUGCACGCUCGGUGGCGUGAUCGUUCCGCCCAAGACAGCACAGUCGCUCGGGGAGCGCUUCGAGCUCCAGGCGUGGUCGGCACUGAUUGCACCCCCAUCAGUACCUGGGAAGCCUGGGAUAGCGAAGGCGCAGUCGAUGAAUCGGUUGGUGACGGUUGAUGGGGAGCUCAAGAAGACCCUUAUCCGGAUAUUGCUAGAGGUAUAUAUGAGCGGCGGAGAAGCGACGGCUGAGCGCACGGCGAAGUUCCUCAACGCGCAGGCAAUGAACCUAGAUGUGCUUGACGUCAUUUCCCUGAUCCCUCCAGACUGGCCUCUGAGCAUCCUCUCUACUUUCGUCGCCCGGUCAUUACGCCGCACAUUACAUGCACACCACGAGGGCCAGAUCGUGAAGGCUAUUAGUGCAAGCCAGAACCUCGUAGUAGCCGAGCGGACAUGGCUCGUCAUCCGCGAGCAAGGUCGCGUUAUCGAGGAGGCCGUGGACGAUGGCGAAGACGGUGUCGAGAAAGGCGUGCCCGCGUCCUUCGACGAGAAGGUGGUUCUGCACGCCGACGCACUUGCACAAGAGACGGCUCCGCAGGUCGUGGACAUCCCCCACCGAGAACCGAGCGCCAAGGAGGUGUCGCCUCGAAGUCCGCAUUUCGACGAAGAAGUGGGUACAUGAUACAGAUAGCGUAGUAGACUAUGGUUAUUGCUACAUCUUGGUUGGACAAGUAUUCUACUUAAUCUUGGUCGUUGGUAUGCUGGCGCGC
Molecule: messenger RNA, 2298 nt
Organism: Rhodofomes roseus
Lineage: Eukaryota; Fungi; Basidiomycota; Agaricomycetes; Polyporales; Fomitopsidaceae
Exons: 10
Coding region: 87-2210 (707 amino acids)
Biological process (GO): vesicle-mediated transport; endosomal vesicle fusion; autophagy
Cellular component (GO): fungal-type vacuole membrane; cytoplasm
Source: RefSeq, a predicted model, not a curated record